GAUGUCCAAAGCCAUCCUCAUAACCGGCGCGACGGGAAAGCAAGGCGGUGCCGUCCUCUCGCACCUAGCCUCUCACCCCUCAAGCGAUCAAUUCACGCUCUUAGCCGUGACCCGCAACACCUCGUCCGCCUCAGCCCAGAAGCUGCUCACCAAAUACCCCGCCGUCAAGCUAGUCCAAGGCGACCUAAACUCCAUCCCCGACCUAUUUGCCUCCGCCGUCGACGUACUCCGGCAGUCUAACCACGCAGACCCCAAGAUCUGGGGCGUCUACUCGGUGCAAGCCUCCGUCGGCCCAGGGGUGACCCACGACACGGAGAUCGCCCAAGGCAAAAACCUCAUCGACUACUCCCUUGAACAUGGAGUAGCGCACUUCGUCUAUUCUUCCGUCGACCGCGGCGGCAACGCCCGUAGUCCCACCACCGAGACCCCAAUCCCUCACUUCCAGUCCAAGUACAUCAUCGAGCAGCACCUGAUUUCCCGCGCAGGUGCAAAUGGCGAAUCCAUGCGCUGGACAAUCCUGCGGCCCGUUGCUUUCAUGGACAACCUUGCCCCGGGAUUCCAGACGCGCGUGUUUCUCGCCGCGCUGCGCGACAUGCUGGACGGGAAGAAGAUGCAGUGGGUUUCGAUCUACGACAUUGGGAUGUUCGGUGCACGUGCGUUCGCGAACAGCGAGGAAUGGAACACGAAGGCAGAGAGUCUGGCUGGGGACGAGCUGACUUUUGAGGAGAUGAGUGGGUGCUUUGAGAGGGCUACAGGGCAGCCUGCGCCAGUAUCGUAUGGGGUUUUAGGGAAAGCGUUGUUGUGGGGGGUCACGGAGUUGAGGAUUAUGAUUACGUGGUUCAAGACUGAUGGGUAUGGGGCUGAUGUUGAGAGGUUGAGGAAGGAGGAGGGGGAGGGGAUUUGUGGGUUUGAGAGAUGGCUGAAGGAGAGGAGUUCUUUUGUUACGAGGUAG
Messenger RNA from Aaosphaeria arxii CBS 175.79, 952 nucleotides. Its product is annotated as NmrA family protein. NCBI's taxonomy places the organism in Eukaryota, Fungi, Ascomycota, Dothideomycetes, Pleosporales. The annotation marks the transcript as partial. The record is from RefSeq and is a predicted model, not a curated record. The transcript has a single exon.